AUGUCCCGGCCCAGCAGCAAAACCAUUUACCUGAACCGGAAGGAAUACUCACAGAACCUGGUCACAGACCCCAGCCACCUGCAGCACAGGGUGGAGCACCUGAUGACAUGUAAGCUGGGGAUUCGGAAAAUCCAGGAGCCCAAGGAUGCCCUGCAGAAGCUUCGGGAAAUGGACAUUGAGGGCCGAGUGUGGAGCCAGGACUUGCUCCUGCAGGUUAGAGAUGGCUGGCUCCAGUUGCUGGACAUCGAGACGAAGGAGGAGCUGGAAUCUUACCGCCUGGAUGGCAUCCAGUCCAUAGACGUGGCCAGCACCUGCUCCUACGACUCGGUUCUGUCCAUCACGGCGCAGGAUUCAGGGAUGCCCGGCAUCAGCACCAUGCUCUUCCAGUGCCAGGAAGUGGGGGCCGAGCGACUGCAAACCAGCCUGCAGAAGGCCAUGGAGGAGGAACGGGAGCAAAGGCCCCGAUUUGGAGCCCUCCACCCACAACAGGACAGAUGGAGGGGGCCUUCUCUAGAAAGGCCAAUUCCUCUGGAGCCAGGACCCCCCGUGGAACGGGGGCCUCCCCUGGAGCGGGUGCUCCCUCCAGAACAGCCCUACAGGAUGCCCUCACAGCGGGGGCCUCUCCUGGAGCAGGUGCUCCCUCCAUCCCCAGGACCCCGGUCACGCCACCCCAGUGCCCAAGAACCAAGCAUGUUCCCUCCAUCUCCUCCAAUGAGGUCCCAAUCCCCUGAGGACCCAGAGAGGGAUGAGGAGGUGAUGAACCACAUCCUAGAUGACAUCGAACUGUUCACGAAGAAGCUGAAGGCCCAGGCAAAUACCAAUCAGAAGAAAAAGAAGAAGAAAUUGGGGAAGAAAAAGAAGAAGGAACAGGGGGGGAUAGCUGAGGCAGAGUAUGUUGAGUGCUUUCAGAAGAUCAAAUACAGCUUCAACCUUCUGGGAAAGCUGGCCAACAGUCUGCAGGAAAUAACUGCCCCCGAGUAUGUGCACAUGAUCUUCCAGAUUCUGGAAAUGAUCCUGAACCAGUGCCCUGUACCUGACCUAGCAGCCCGUGUCACCUCACCCCUCCUCACCUCCAAAGCCAUCGACAUGCUGCAGUCCAGUCUUAGCCCGCAUGAGGAAGAUCUCUGGAUGGGGCUGGGCGAGGCCUGGACCACCAGUCGGGACAACUGGACGGGCAAUGAGCCCCCGCCUUACCAGCCCACGUUCUCUGAUGGCUGGCAGCCCCCGGAGCCCUCCAGCCAGGAGCCCUCGGGAUACCAGGACUACACCUACGCCCGGUAUGCCCUAGGCUUAAUCCGGUCCACGUCUGGGAGCCCCUCACACUUCGCUCAAGAGGAGACCUACAAUGGUGGCCCUGGGGACCAACCUGGCAGGCCCUCCAGUCCCAAAUCUGCCAACUCAGCCCUGAGAAUGCAGGUCGUAUGUGAGUUUGAAGCUAGGAAUCAACAGGAAGUGACUGUGGCGCAGGGAGAGGUGCUGGAGGUUCUGGACCAGAGCAAGCGGUGGUGGCUGGUGAAGAAGGAGACGGGGCGGCAAGGCUACAUUCCCAGCAACAUCCUGCAGCCCCUACCAUCCUCCCCAUCGACACCCCCACUGCCAAUGAACCUGAGAUUUAACUCCAAGCCUGCAGAGGUCACGGCCUGGCUGCAGAGAGAGAACUUCUCCCCUGCCACGGUGAAGGCCCUUGGGUCCCUGACCGGGGACCAGCUACUUCACAUAAAGCCUGGGGACCUCCAGAGAAUGUGUCCGCAGGAGGCCCCACGGGUCCUGACUCGGCUCGAUGCUGUCCGGAGGACACUGGGGGUGAGGCACCCUGGGGUCCUGACCCCUAUGGAAAUGCCGGGAGCUCUCUGGAUAGUCCAUUAG
This is a messenger RNA of Talpa occidentalis (Iberian mole), 1866 nucleotides long. It is a transcript of the gene EPS8L3, whose product is annotated as EPS8 like 3. Lineage: Eukaryota; Metazoa; Chordata; Mammalia; Eulipotyphla; Talpidae. Gene Ontology annotation, biological process: regulation of Rho protein signal transduction; Rho protein signal transduction; positive regulation of ruffle assembly. The record is from RefSeq and is a predicted model, not a curated record. The transcript has 18 exons. Gene Ontology annotation, molecular function: actin binding. The coding region runs from base 1 to 1866 and encodes 621 amino acids. Gene Ontology annotation, cellular component: vesicle; ruffle membrane; plasma membrane.